UAGAUAUGUGAGGGAAACGAUAGAUAUUAAAAAAGUACUUUAUUUCCUGUUUUGAAAAUAUCUAGAGAGAGGAAACGCUCCUUGAAAAUUUUUUAUCCUUCAUAAUGACUCUUGGUGAAUUAAAAGAUGAAAAGGCAACACAAAAUAAAGAGAGAAGUGUUACUCAUCAAAGAAAUAUUACCCCCCAAAAUAUUUCAGUACCAGGGGGAAAAAUUAAUGGAAAUACAAUAAAUGAAAAACAGAAUGAUGGGACUAUUUCUUUUUUACGUGCUGCCCGCGGUGGAGACCUUGAUAAAUUACUUAGUUUUUUAAAGAGUGGAGAAAUAUCAGACAUCAAUUGCUGCAACGCGAAUGGAUUGAAUGCUCUUCAUCUAGCUGCAAAAGAUGGUUAUGUUGAUAUUUGCUGUGAGUUGUUAGCAAAAGGUAUCAAUGUGGAUAAUGCAACCAAAAAAGGAAACACUGCAUUGCAUAUAGCUUCUUUAGCAGGACAACUAGAAGUAAUUGAGCAGCUUAUUUUAAAUAACGCAAAUGUAAACGUUCAAUCUUCUAAUGGGUUCACUCCUUUAUAUAUGGCAGCACAAGAAAACCAUGAAGUUUGUUGUCGGAUGCUAUUAGCACAUGGUGCUAAUUCUUCACUGGCUACUGAAGAUGGUUUUACUCCAUUGGCUGUAGCAAUGCAGCAAGGUCAUGAGAAAGUAGUUACUGUUCUUUUAGAGAAUGAUGCACGCGGUAAGGUCCGUCUUCCAGCACUUCAUAUUGCUGCAAAGAAAAAUGAUGUAAAUGCAGCUACGUUGUUAUUAAAAAAUGAUCACAAUGCAGAUAUUGUUUCUAAAUCAGGAUUUACACCCCUACAUAUUGCUGCACAUUAUGGAAAUGUAGACAUAGCCAAAUUGUUAUUAGAUUGGAAUGCUAAUGUUAAUUUUGUAGCAAAACAUAACAUUACUCCAUUGCACGUAGCGAGUAAAUGGGGUAAAUCUGAAAUAUGCAGUUUGUUGCUUUCACGUGGUGCCUGCAUACAUGCUGCAACUCGGGACGGUCUAACCCCACUACACUGUGCAUCUCGAUCUGGACAUAUGCAUGUGAUUCGGUUAUUGUUGCAAAAUAAUGCUCCUAUAUUGACAAAAACAAGGAAUGGCUUGACUGCGCUUCAUAUGGCUGCUCAGGGAGAGCAUGAUGAAGCAGCUCGUUUACUUUUGGAUAAAGAAGCUCCAGUAGACGAGGUUACUAUUGAUUAUUUAACAGCACUUCAUGUGGCUGCCCACUGCGGUCACGUAAAAGUAUCAAAAUUGUUGCUUGAUUAUGGAGCUAAUUCAAACUCCCGUGCUCUCAAUGGAUUUACACCCCUUCAUAUUGCCUGCAAGAAGAAUCGCAUUAAAGUAGUCGAGAUACUUAUUAAACAAGGAGCCAAUAUAAGUGCUACUACGGAAUCCGGUUUAACUCCCUUGCACGUGGCCAGUUUUAUGGGGUGCAUAAAUAUUGUAAUAUUUUUGCUGAAGCACAACGCUAACCCGAAUAAACAAACCAUCCGCGGAGAAUCUUCUUUACAUUUGGCAGCAAGAGCUAACCAGACAGACAUAAUUCGUAUUUUACUUCGUAAUGGAGCAAACGUUGAUAUUAUAGCCCGUGAAGGACAAACACCAUUACACGUUGCUUCUAGAUUGGGUAACAUGAGUAUUAUAAAAUUAUUGUUGCAACAUGGAGCUAUAGCUAACGCAGAAACAAAAGAGAAGUACACUGCUCUACACAUUGCAGCAAAAGAAAACCGGAAAGACGUGGCACAAAUUCUUUUGGAAUAUGGUGCUUUUCUUGAUCCUGUGACCAAUAAAGGAUUUACUCCUCUUCAUUUAGCUAGUAAAUAUGGCCACAAAGAGUUUGUAUCACUACUUGUUAAACACGGAGCAUCCAUUGAUUUUCUGGGAAAAAACGAUGUUACCCCUUUGCUUAUAGCCACUCACUACGGGCAUCAGCAUAUUGUAGAGCAGAUGUUGGCUGAUGGAGCAUAUCCCAACAUCAGUGCCCGAAAUGGGCAUUGUGCUCUUCAUAUUGCGGCUAAAAGAAACCACUUGGAAAUAGCUCGACAUCUAUUGGAUAAUAAGGCUGAUGUAGGGUCCAUUAGUAAAAAUGGAUAUACACCAUUGCAUUUGGCAGCCCAAGAAGGAUAUAUUGAUAUGGUAAAAUUACUUCUUCAAAGUGGUGGGAAAAAUACCCAUUCUAAAAACGGAUUGACUCCGUUACAUUUGUCUGCCCAAGAGGGUCAUACCCUUGUUUCACAGGUUCUUUUGGACCAUGGUGCUGAAAUUUCCGAGCGCACCAAUAAUGGCUAUACACCAUUGCAUAUUGCAGCACAUUACGGACAUCUAAGCCUUGUGAAAUUACUGAUUGAAAACGAUGCUAACAUUGAAAUCAGUACGAAUAUUGGUUAUACUCCUCUUCAUCAAGCAGCGCAGCAAGGACAUAUAAUGAUAAUAAAUCUUCUACUACGCCACAAAGCAAAUCCGGAUGCUUUAACACACGAUGGUAAAAGCGCUUUAAAUAUUGCAAAUCAUUUUGGGUUUGUAACUGCAGUGGAAACACUUAAGGUAAUAACACACACAUCUUCGCUUAAUACAACUGCUGGCGUAGUAGAAGCAAAAUACAAGGUGAUGCAACCAGAGGUCAUGAACGAAACUUUACUUUCCGAUUCCGAAGACGAAGCUGGAGACGACCUUUUGGACGAUAAUAAUUACAACUACAUGGCAAAUGAUCAUAUAAAAGCUAUAUACAGCCAGGAUCAUCAAAGCUUUGAUACUACAAUUCAUGAAAGUGAGCCAACUCAGCAGUCAUCAGAAAGAGAAACCCAAGAUAAGGACUCCCAGCCAAUACAUACAUCGCUCAUGGGACUAAAAAUAGAUAAUGGUUUAAUUUUACGGCCUCCGAUACAUUUAGGAUUUCUGGUGUCAUUUUUGGUAGAUGCACGUGGUGGAUCAAUGCGCGGUUAUCGUCAUAGCGGUGUGCGGGUAAUAGUACCUCCGAAGGCUUGUGCUGAACCGACGCGAAUAACAUGUCGUUACGUGAAACCUCAAAGAGUUGUAAAUCCCCCGCCUUUAAUGGAGGGUGAGGCAUUGGUUAGUCGAAUUUUGGAAUUAUCACCCGUCGAAAGAGUUUUUUUAAGUCCAAUAACAUUAGAAGUUCCUCAUUUUGGUAAUUUAAGGGACAAUGAGCGUGAAAUUAUUAUUCUUCGUUCAGACAAUGGAGAGUGUUGGAGGGAGCAUAACUUAUUUGAGAGCGGCGAAGAUAUUAAUACUUCUAAUAAUGGAACGAAUAAGCCCAUUACUCAAAUAAAUGAAUUUACUUCAAAUCGCAUUGUCCGCAUAGUUACACAAAAUGUUCCACAUUUUUUUGCCGUUGUUUCUCGUAUCCGUCAAGACGUCCACGCUAUUGGACCCGAUGGUGGAAAUAUUUCUUCUAGAGCAAUACCGCAAGUUCAAGCUUUAUUUCCACCGCAUGCCUUGACUAAAAAAAUUCGAGUCGGUCUUCAGGCACAGUCAGUAGAUCUGGUUGGAUGCUCUAAGCUGCUUGGCCAAGGAGUUGCUGUAUCACCGGUUGUCACCGUAGAGCCCCGAAGACGAAAGUUUCAUAAGGCAAUAACACUAAGCAUCCCUGCCCCUAAAGCUUCUAUGAAGGGUAUGGUUAAUGAAUAUUAUGGCAAUGGGAAAGCCAAUCCAUCUACUCUUAGGCUUUUAUGCUCUAUCACCGGCGGUCAAACACGUGCGGCAUGGGAAGAUGUUACUGGAUCAACACCCCUUUCAAUUUCUCAAGAUAGUAUUACUUUUACAACUACUGUGUCCGCCCGUUUUUGGUUAAUGGAUUGUCGGAAUAUUGUGGACGCGGGACGAAUGGCCACCGAUCUAUAUACUCAUUUGGCAAGAGUACCUUUUUUUGUAAAAUUUUUAGUAUUUGGUAAACGAAUUUCAGAUACGGAAGCCAAGAUUUCUAUUUUUUGCAUGACAGAUGAUAAAGAAGACAAAACAUUAGAACAACAAGAAUAUUUUCGCGAAAUGGCAAAGAGCAGAGAUAUCGAAAUACUGCAGGAUCAAACCAUUUAUUUGGAAUUUUCUGGCAACCUAGUUCCCGUAUUGAAGUCAGACGAACAACUAAAUAUGAGAUUUCAAGCAUUUUGUGAAAAUCGACUUUCGUUUGUUGUACACAUAAAAGAUUCAGAGCAGCCACAUGGUCGCAUAAGUUUCAUGGGCGAACCAAAGGUACCUCUUGGAGAAUCGCCACUCAAUCCUCUUUGUGUCUUAAAUAUCUCAAUUGAUAUGGAAAGUAUGGAAAGCAUAAUGCAAAAAGAUACAUUUUUGAGCAUAGACAGUGGUUUAAAAGUAAAAAGAGGAGUUAAAAACUGUACGGAAUUAAGCAAAAGCGCACCGCAUACCGUUAAUACAAAAACCUUUGUCACAAAAUAUGAUAAUUCAGGAUUUAAAAAAUUGUCGAAUCAUUUUGAAAAUGAAAACGUGCUCAAGGCCGCUGAUAUAAAAUUGUUUAACUUUUGUACAAAUUUAGGUAGUGACUGGCCGCAGCUAGCAAAUGAGUUGGGUGUACCCGAAACCGAUAUCGACAUGGUCAAAGCUGAUUGUUGUAGUGACGGCAAUACCCUGAUCAUUAUGGCCAUACUCAAGGAAUGGUUACAACAAGCAGAUUGUUUCAAUUUGAACAAAUUAACUGAAAUUUUAAAAAAAAUUGGCCGUGCUGAUAUAUUGAAGAAGUGCAAUUACGAUUUGGAUUUUUUUUCUACAAUCCUUCAUAAAGAUGUUGCUACAUUAGGUUCUAAAGAGUGCUUAAACUUUGAAUCUAAUGAAGAUCAGAACGACAAUGGUAGGGUAUUUUGAUCUACCAACCAGGCUAUCGACUUUUGCACACACCCUUGUUUUUUCUGCAUGGAUUAUCUAUAUAUGUGAACUGACGGAAUCCAUCUCGAGCUUCGAAAGUUAAGAUGUCACCUAAACGAGGGCCCUCAAGAAAUGGACUACAGGGAAUAAGUGUCCCCAAAUGAGACAAAAUAACAAUAUUAACCACACGCAACGUUUCAGCCCAUGAAAGAUGAUAUUUGCUAUUCAAAAGAAUAUGCAAAAAAACGUAAAGCUAAACAUCAAGAAAACGUUGACGGCAAGGAAUUCGGCUGAAAUUUCAAUUUAAUAAAGUUUUUAACACAAUCCCUUGUAACAUUUUUUUUGACCAAUGGUAUGAUACAUACUCAUGUCAAAUAUUUUCAAAACUUUAAAAAUGAAAUAAAUAUUACCGUCGUAAAAAAAAA
This is a messenger RNA of Drosophila bipectinata, 5293 nucleotides long. The record is from RefSeq and is a predicted model, not a curated record. NCBI's taxonomy places the organism in Eukaryota, Metazoa, Arthropoda, Insecta, Diptera, Drosophilidae.